UAUCCGCUGUGUGCAUCCACUGUGUGAUGUCGGGAACCAGUUUUACGUGAGCAACUGCCACUGAACUGCCACUCAAACUGCUCCUCUCCUCCUCCUCCCAGGCAUUGUGCUGUGCAUAGCCCCCUCAAUAUUAUCCUGCGACGCCAGUUUCCACCCCCUUCUCCUCUCCCCUAUUCAGUGUUCCAUUCAUGUUGUCCGGGUGCUCUUCUGCCUCUUCGUCGUCCCCAACGUUGCCACUUCUUCGUGCUCUUAUCAACCCUCCUCUCCGCUCAUCUCCCACUAUCACUCCCACUCGUUAGCCGAACCACUCUCACCGUCCUUCGGCUCCACCAUCUUCGCAUCUUCUCCCACUUCUCCCCCUUACAUCACCUGCCUGUAACUCGGUCAUCAUGUCGUGGAAAUUAACGAAGAAGCUUAAAGAGACCCAUCUCGCACCCCUCGCGAACACCUUUAGCCGGUCCUCCUCAACCUCAACCAUUGUUAAUGACCCCCCAAAACCGACCGGAAGCCCCGCGACAACACCGACCAUAGAGCCAAAGGACCCCAAUGGCAUAGCCGCAUCAGAAGCAAACGCACACCUUCCCCCUCCUCCACUACUCCCCGGAAUCCUUAUCGUCACACUUCAUGAAGGCAAAAGCUUCUCCCUACCCCCAGGAGCCGAGAACCUCUUCACCAAUGCCUCCCACCAUCCCAGUUCGCUUUCCCAAGGCAGCGCCUUGUCCGUCGCUGGCUCGAUGCGACCGAACUCGUCCUCCCGACAACAACCCGGUGCCAUUGGCUCCUACGUCCCCUCCGCGCGACCGCAGUCGGCCGCGGGGAUCAACUCCGCUCCCACCGUCCAUGGCCGCUACUCCUCCAAGUACCUGCCGUACGCCAUUGUGGACUUCGACAAGCAACAGAUCUUCGUCAACGCCGUCUCCGGAACGCCGCAGAACCCGCUCUGGGCGGGGGGCAGCACGCAGUACAAGUUCGACGUUUCUCGCAUUUGCGAUCUGUCGUUGUCGUUAUACGUCCGGAACCCUAGUGCGUCGCCGAACGCGGGACGGAGCGAGGACAUCUUCAUUGGUACCGCGAGGGUGAAUCCCCGGUUUGAGGAGGUCUAUGGACAUGAGGAUCUGAAGAGUAAAAAGGAUAAGGACAAGACGGACGAGCGUGCACUCGGUCAGACGGGGACUGAUUGGGUUGAGGUCCAAUAUGGAACCGGAGCGAUUAAGGUCGGGGUCGAGUUCGUGGAGAACCGGCAACGGUCACUCAAAAUCGAAGACUUUGAACUGCUCAAGGUUGUCGGUAAAGGUAGUUUUGGGAAGGUCAUGCAAGUUAGGAAGAAAGAUACCCAUCGGAUCUAUGCGUUGAAGACCCUGCGGAAGGCGCACAUUAUCUCCCGAUCCGAAGUGGCCCACACCCUCGCUGAGCGAUCGGUCCUGGCCCAGAUCAAUAACCCCUUCAUUGUACCUCUGAAAUUCUCCUUCCAAUCGCCCGAAAAGUUAUAUCUGGUUCUCGCCUUCGUGAACGGCGGCGAGCUGUUCCAUCAUCUACAGAAAGAGCAGCGAUUCGACAUCAACCGAGCCCGUUUCUAUACCGCCGAGAUCCUGUGCGCGCUGGAGUGUUUGCAUGGCUUCAACGUCAUCUACCGAGACUUGAAGCCUGAAAAUAUUCUGCUUGAUUAUACUGGCCACAUUGCGCUUUGCGAUUUCGGUCUCUGCAAACUAGAUAUGAAAGAUGAGGACAGGACGAACACGUUCGCCGGUACCCCCGAAUACCUCGCCCCCGAACUCCUCACCGGCGGCGGCUACACCAAAGCCAUCGACUGGUGGACCCUCGGCGUCCUCCUCUACGAGAUGCUCACGGGCCUCCCUCCCUUCUACGACGAAAACACCAACGAAAUGUACCGCAAGAUCCUCACCGAGCCGCUCCACUUCCCCGGCCCGGAGAUCGUCCCCCCCGCCGCCCGCGACCUUCUGACCCGCCUCCUCGACCGCAAUGCCGACAAGCGGCUGGGCGCCAAGGGUGCCGCGGAGAUCAAGGCGCAUUAUUUCUUCCACAGCAUUGACUGGCGGAAGCUGUUGGAUCGGAAAUACGAGCCGAGCUUCAAGCCGAACGUGGUCGACCAGCUGGACACCGCGAACUUCGACUGCGAAUUCACCAGCGAAGCGCCCACCGACUCGUACGUGGACGGCCCGAUGCUCUCGCAGACCAUGCAGCAGCAGUUCGCCGGCUGGUCGUACAACCGCCCGGUGGCGGGUCUGGGCGAUGCGGGCGGCAGCGUGAAGGAUCCGUCGUUCGAGAACGUCGGAUAAGUCUGAUCCGCAACCCACCCGUGGUGGAUCGGUGGCGACGGAACCGAAACAUGAAGAUGAAGACAGACAUGUGGCCAAUGAACGACGAUACUUCUUUGCAUUCAACCUCACGACCGGACAAGAUGGGACACAACACGGCGCAGCAACACUUUGAAACCAUGGCAUUUACUUCCCCUUCCCUCUCUUUUGUGUUUUCGCCAGAAGCGGUCGCGUGUUUCUUUCUGUGUUUUUUUCACAUCGUUCGCGACGGUCAAUGGCGUCCGGGUUGUAUGGCCAGUAUAGAGAGCAUCCGAGCAGUGGAGGUGUGUUGCAAUGAGAGACC
Messenger RNA from Eremomyces bilateralis CBS 781.70, 2619 nucleotides. Its product is annotated as serine/threonine-protein kinase YPK2/YKR2. Bases 390 to 2297 code for a protein of 635 amino acids. The transcript is spliced from 6 exons. Gene Ontology annotation, biological process: protein phosphorylation. The record is from RefSeq and is a predicted model, not a curated record. Gene Ontology annotation, molecular function: protein serine/threonine kinase activity; ATP binding. Lineage: Eukaryota; Fungi; Ascomycota; Dothideomycetes; Eremomycetales; Eremomycetaceae.